Messenger RNA from Cyanidioschyzon merolae strain 10D, 537 nucleotides. Its product is annotated as small GTP-binding protein of Sar1/Arf family. The coding region runs from base 1 to 537 and encodes 178 amino acids. The transcript has a single exon. Gene Ontology annotation, biological process: intracellular protein transport; vesicle-mediated transport. The record is from RefSeq and is a predicted model, not a curated record. Gene Ontology annotation, molecular function: GTP binding; GTPase activity. Gene Ontology annotation, cellular component: cytoplasm; Golgi apparatus. Lineage: Eukaryota; Rhodophyta; Bangiophyceae; Cyanidiales; Cyanidiaceae.
AUGGGUCAGUUAUUCAGUAAGCUGGUUUACGUCCUGUUUGGCACGCGGGAGGUACGAGUUCUUGUGCUGGGACUGGAUAACGCAGGCAAGACGACGAUCCUGUACAAGCUCCUGGAACCGGACUCCAGUCUCAAGCACACCCCGACUGUGGGUUUCAACUUGGAAACGCUGAAAGUACACGGCCUUAAGAUGCAGUGCUGGGAUCUCGGUGGUCAAGACUCAAUCAGGCCGUACUGGCGAUCGUACUUUUUCAACCAGGAGGCUAUCGUUUUUGUUGUGGACAGCACAGACAAAGGGCGGAUGUUGACCGCGAAGCAAGAGCUCCACGCGAUUUUAACUGAACCAGAGCUUCAGGGUGCUGUCUUACUCGUUCUAGCUAACAAACAGGACGUACCUGACGCAGCGCGGGUUUCAGAAGUCAGUGAGCGUCUGGGGCUCGCGGAUUUGGAGCGUACGUGGACCAUUAUGGGCACAAGCGCGGAGCGCGGUGAAGGCCUUCAAGAAGCAUUCGCUUGGCUGGCACAGCGUUUGAAGUAG